AUGUCUUCGUCCGCCAAUAACCACCUUCGUGCCCGACGCGGCUCCCUAGCCUCAAUUUCCACCGCCUCCCAGAUUGACAAAGAGCAACUCGCACAGGCCCUCGAUCAGAUCCACACCUCGGCAAGCCAGUCCGAUGUCUUGACAACAUUCAACGAUUUCGCCGCCCCGCCAAGUUCCUCCCCGACCUCCGAGAGGAAAGGAGGCGCUGGGGAUCUUGUGCAGCAGGGUCUCAGCGGGCUGUACAGUAGAUUGAAGGAGGCAGUCGGCGUUAAGUCCCCGGAGCUGUCGUUGGAGGAUGUUAGUAACGUGGAUACUGCUUCCAAAAACACAAGCGGCAGUGCCUCUGGGUCUCUGGCCAUCAAGAGCCCUGCCACCUCACUGCCUCGUACUAGCAGUACUGCAACAGCCUCUACUCUGUUAUCAGCUUUUCCGGAUGGCGCCCAGAACCCGCCGACCUCUCCCCACGUCGGCACUUCAGUAGACGGUAACGCUCAUGAUCAGCGAUCCUCUAAAGCCUCAUCUGUUGCAACUGCGGCAGCGCCAAAGUCAACUUCGUCAAGCAUGCAAAACCUGCCUAGAAUGUCCAAGACGGUAGCUUCCUCAGCCGUGGUUAACCCAUCGUUGGCGCCCAUAACAGUAUCCGCCUUUAGAGACAAGGAUGCUGCUCGCGGCGUGACGACCAGAGUGGAAGACGCCCCGCAGCAUAUCAGAGUCGGAAGCUCUAGCAAAACUUCGGAAGCUCAAAACACAGUUCUUUCGGGCACUAUAAAUUCUUUGGAAAGCUCUGAUGUCAAGUACGCCCUCCCAGGCUCUUCUCGCAGAGACGAAAGCUUGGGCCCGGACGAAAGCUCCGACUCUCGGAUGAGCCCGGUCAGGGGCUCGGCAGCGUCUGUUUCCACCCAGCAUAGUGCUGACAGGAGAAGUUUGCGAGCACCAUCCAUAGAGGCAAGGGCAUCCUCCAGAGAGAGUUUGCGGAGGCCUGCCGUCAUAGACAGAAUCAGCCAGGCGCGGAUCAUUGGGGUCAACAGGGCGCGGGCAGAAUCUCUAGAGCCGGGGAUGACAAAGCCUAGCACAAUAAGCACGUCUGCCCAUAACUCGGUGUAUCACGACUCAUUUGCACGGCACGAGCAACCCCAACAGUUACCCUCGGGGAAACUGCGGAUCCCAGGAACUACCACGAACGAAGGUGCCCCACAGACAGUGAACGCCAGGCUUGAAUCGAUGCGGAAACAAGUAGUGAGCAAGGAGUUCUGGAUGGCGGAUGAAACGUGCAAAGAGUGUUUCCUCUGCGGGAACCCAUUCUCGGCCUUUCGUCGAAAGCACCACUGUCGAACAUGUGGUUGUAUCUUCGACUCGAAGUGCACCUCUACGAUUUCCGGUGCCAAAUUUGGUGUCUCUGGGAGCCUGCGUGUGUGCAAAACCUGCCUAGAGAUUAUCAACCGCAGAUAUGAUUCCGGUUCUGAUGAUUCCGAUAAUGACUCAUAUUUGCCUACAAUCUUCCGCUCAGGCAAAGAUACACAGACUCCCAGACCUAGGGCAGACGAUGAGGUGAGUAUAAUGGAGCGGGCUGAGGAUGCGGAUGAUUCCAGAUCAGUCAAAACGCCCAUGAUGGCCAUCCCUGCCACAAGACGUAUCGGAGAUUCCAAGAUUCUCGAAAUAGAUGCUCCACAGCUAAGUCGUCCAAGUUCCUCGCGAUCCUUGAGAUCACUGGCGGGCAGGCCCAUCUCGUCUGGCCAUAGAAGAAACCAGUCCAAAUCAAACUUCCUAGGACGUUUCAAGGCCACCGCUGAAGAGCGAGCUCCUUUCAGAAGACCCAUUAACGAUGAGCUGGGGCGCAAGUCUACACUCCCUGCUUUUCACGACGACAACAUCAUUGAUCCUGAGCUUGAGCCUUAUAUGUCUGAGGAAUCGAGUGGGGAUGAACAAAUGAGCAUAUUUGCCACAAUGGCGAGCUCAGAUGUUGCGCCGGGCAGUCUGGACCCGGACAAGGCAAAUUUUGGACCAUUAUUAUCGACGGGGAAGCGGCAUCGUAUGCGCCAAGGUGAGAAAAGCAUUAGUGGCCUCAGCUUCACAAGCCGCGGGCCAGACGACGGUGCACCUAUCGUCAUGGGACUCUCUACGCGUCCAACAAGGAGGCGCAAUAUGAGCACAGCAAGUACCGGGCAGCCCCUACACGGCAUGCGCUCUCCUCGCCCGAGGUCCGGAGUGUUUGGCAGAGGGUUUGCCGCUUCGGGCGAGGCACUUGUGUCCCUGGAAAGUCCCAUUGAAGCAACCAAAUUGACGAGAAGUGACUCGAUUCGUAAUCAGAGAUCUGACGAGAACCAACUGAGUCCUUCCAGUUUGAAGCAUGUUACCAAACUACUUCGCCAGCUUCUACAGGACGAUCAAGUACCCAAUGCCGACGCCUGGGAGAAGGCUCUGCUUCCAAUUCUUACCCGUUGCGCCGACGAUGUAUCACCAGACAGUCGCAACCAGGACCACAUGGAUAUCCGCCAUUACGUCAAGCUGAAAAGGAUCCCCGGGGCCAAACCGGGGGACACUAGCUACGUAUCAGGGGUAAUAUUUUCCAAAAACUUAGCCUUGAAGAACAUGCCUAGGAGUAUUGUCAACCCACGCAUAGUCAUCAUUUCGUUUCCAAUCGAGUACCAGAGACAUCAACAACAUUUUAUGAGCCUACAGCCAGUGAUAGAACAGGAGAAGGAGUAUCUCCGCGUCGUCGUCAGCCGCAUCAUGACUCUUCGGCCCCAGGUACUCCUAGCCGAGCGGAGCGUGGCUGGUGUGGCUUUACAGUACCUCUCGGAGGCGAAUGUAGCCGUGGCAUACAACGUAAAGCCAUCAGUGAUUGGGGCUGUUUCCAGAUGCGCCAAGGCAAGCAUCAUCUCAUCGCUAGACAUGCUAGCUUUGCCGGUCCAUGUCGGCCAGGCUGCUGGGUUUGAGGUCAAGACUUUUGUCAACAAAGAAAUACCUGGCAAGAAAAAGACGUAUAUCUUCAUCUCUGGGUGCGAAAGAGAACUAGGCUGCACCAUAGCGCUGCGAGGAGCAAAAGCAGAUAUUCUCACUCGCAUGAAGCGCAUUACGGAAUUCAUGGUCUAUGUUGUGUACAAUUUGAAGCUGGAAUCUUGUCUCAUGCGAGAUGAGUUUAUCAAGCUACCCGAGACAGACGAACAGGCAUCACAAAAUUCCGAGUUGCAGGAUCAGCCGGAUGAAGCCCUGAAUUUGAACUGCUGUGAGCUGGCAGCAACCCAAACAAAGGAAGUCACAGCUUCCCAAGAUGUUCAAGCCGACGUGGAUCAGGGUAACGAGACAAGCCAAGGAUCAACCACUGGUGCACAACCUAGUGUAUUGCCUAACGGAGAUGAUCAAGCGCCCAAGGGUCAAGGUAGCGAAGCUGAACAAGCUCAGGCGCAGACCCCAAGGCUUAUUUCGUUGCAUGAACACCAUUCGCAUGUUGGGAACGACAGUCCCCUGCCCGAGGAUGUACCCAUGCCGACAUACUAUAGCGAAAUGAUCGCCAAGUAUGAAACCAAGAUCUUGUCAGCUUCGCCCUUUGUCAAGUUCCCUCAGCCUUACCUAUUGAUGAAAGCCCGUGAACAAGAGAGGCGUCUAAGCUAUCUCAAGCGACUAUGCGAUCAGGACAUGUUUGAAGAGCAGACAGAAGCUGAGAAAACAAAGCCAGCUCGAUUCCAGCUCAUCAAACCAGAAAUGGUUCACCAAUUUGGCCACAAGGCUCCCAGGCAAGUCAUGGAGGUUCUGCACGCUGUCCAUGACGCCGAGUAUGACAAAGCGCGGUACAUUUACGAGACGCAGACUCGGCACUGGGAAAACUACCUCCAGGGAAACAUUGAUCUCUUUGAUCCCUACUCACAUCAGAACAUUGUCGUGCUAUAUUCGGUCAUUUGCACGGACACCAAGAUACCCUGCUCUGGACCUGGUCUUGUUGCGAUAGGCUUCUACGACGAACACCCAGAUCCUAGUGGACACAUGGACCCUGAUUGCACCCUAGGCCAAUAUAUCGAGGACCUUUCUAUGAGCAGCACCAGUAUCUGUCACGCUAAUGGCUGUGACCGUCCCAUGUGGCAGCAUCACCGGACAUAUGUCCAUGAAGAUGCCCGGAUUACGGUUUUCAUAGAGAAAGAUACGCCUCUACCGUCAGGGGUAACACUGACAAACAUGGAUGAUGAUAUUUAUAUGUGGAACUAUUGCAAGUCUUGCAAGAAAGACAUAGGGGUCAUGGUCAUGUCCGACAGCUCUUGGAAAUACUCGUUUGGCAAAUAUUUGGAGCUCUCUUUCUGGGGCAAGGGUUUACGUCUACACCCGGGGUCUGGCUGCACCCAUGAUCAUCAGAAUGAGCACAUCCGGUACUUCAAUUUCCGCGGCAACACGAUCCGCAUCCACUGGGAUCCAAUCGACCUACUCGAAAUCAUUGUCCCUCGUGCACGCAUCACAUGGAAGGUAGAACACGACCUCAAACUGAAGAAUGACAUCUUCUUGAAGUGUGAAGAACGCUGGACGCGGUUCAUUAAUUCAGUCAAGACGAGGCUAAAAAGUAUCAGGAUCGACAGCGUCCUCCCUGACAAGUCGGAGCUGUGCAAGAGCGAGGUUGAGAGGCUCACUAAGAAGGCGCAAGAGGACUUGCCAGAGCUCAUUCGAAAGCUCCAAGACGCAUACAUGAACUCAAAAUACUACGAGGUCAUACCCAUGAAUCCUGUAUUCCGCGAGAUGUUGGAACGAGUUCAGGAGUGGGACGCAGCCUUUGCCAAGUUCGAAGCCGACUUCUUGUCGGACAAGGACGUCCGGCAACUCACUAUGAUCCAGCUCAAGAAAAUGUUUGGAGACAAUGAUUCCAAGGAGUCGCUGCCGACCGAUGCUACAUCCAUCAUCUCGGUGAGCUCAGAGGGCGACGAGAAGGCAUCUUUGACUACCACGCAGGCGACAAUACCAGAGGAACUCGACGAAAAGCCCGAGUGUCAACCCACCGAGGUGGUUGCAAACGUGACGACUGUUACGGCUAGCGAUUCUCCGUCACAAACAACGGAAAGCGCUCCUCUCAACGACGAAGGGGCUGCUGAUCAACGCCAGGUCAAUGCACUACUCGGCGCCGUGGAGCCGUUGGAUCUGGCCACUCCACGCUCCCACACACGAAACAGAAGUGAUACAUACUUCCCCGAGGGGAUUGAAGGAGCCAGCCGGGAUACCAAUUCUCCCAACGAUUCAGAGUGCAACACGCCUACCCCUGCAGUCCCAAUUCCAACUGUAGAGUCAAAGGCCGGUGGAGAGGCGCAAACCAAGUCUGCCCAGGGCUCGGCAUCUUCCACGUCAACGAAUUCAGCUCCUCUUCUCGCCGUGAAAGUUGAACAGCUCAGAAAAGACUUUCGCACCCUUUCAGGAGAGACAAGUAAAGUGGUUGCAGCAGCUGCCCAAGCCCAGGCCGAGCAACAGAAGUAUGUUAUGGAGCGCGGGUCAUCUCGUAGGGCGGGACUGACCGUGUCUCCUCCGAUGGUCAGAGCACUGUCGCAAUCAUCUCUCCCGUUCACCCGACUGCCUUCGGGAAUCACAAAGUCACCGGUGCUCCUAGACUCCAAGGCCAACGAGUCCAGCAUAGGAUCAGAGCUGUCCCGCGUGCCAACGGAGGGUUCCACUAAGAGCGAGAAGAAACUCUCGGAGCGCUUGGGGAUUGGUGCUUUAAAGGUGCAUAGGAAGCCUGGCCAGUCGUCCAUCCCUCGCUACGUCCACGGUAAGAAGAAGGACUCUCGCGUGUCAGUUUUAGCCAAGCAUUUCGAGCAGCUUAGUCGCGAAUUCGAGAAGGAGCGGAUGAAAGACCGCAAGCAGCGCGCCGCCAAGAUGCACUACUCGCGUGCCUUUUUGCCACGCACAUCUACCAAGGCCACCGUGGAAGUGUACCAAGAUGUUGACCAGGCUGUGAAGGAGCUCGGGCACGAGGAGGAGCAGGGGAACGAGGGGCACAGAGCAGUUUCACCCACAGUUGUCCCCAAAGAGCAACCCGAAAAGCCGUCAGAAUCGACUGUCAGGGUCCCUGAGCAAGCUACAGAGAGAUCGUCAGAGGAUAACACGCCUGAGACGGGAGCUUCUCAGACCGACGCAGGCUCGGUCCAGGGAGAAUUAGAAGACACCCGGCCUGGCGAAAGUCAGGCGGGCUCGGACGAUGAAGGUUGCAGUGACGCAGAUCAGUCUUCUUUGCUAGACGACAUUUUGAUGCCGGACGAACCAAGCGAUGACAUGCCCAAGAACACAAAGACGAGCCUAAUGAAAAUGCUCACCAACUUUUGGGCGGAGAGAUCUGCUAGUGGGUGGUCACCGCUGGAAUACCCAUUCAAUGCGACGGACCACAUAUUCAUCGACUCGGACGUGGUCGUGCGGGAGGACGAACCCAGCUCGCUGAUUGCCUUCGCUCUCAGCUCAACGGAUUAUCAGGCCAAGCUGGCCGAUAUCCGGCGCUCGUGGAAGACACCUUCGACUCGCAGGCCAGACGCAUCCGAGGAUAUCGACCCUACACUCUCCGACGAUGCGACUGUGGUGAUCGACUCGGACCCAGCUACUGUAAUGUCAGACACUGCCACCGAUAUCUUCACCGACGAGGCAGAGCUCGAGAAGAGCCUGAAACGGUCCACAGGCACACAUCUCAAGUAUCAGUUCACCGAGGGCUCUGCCAAGCUGCUCUGCAAGAUCUUUUACGCCGAGCAGUUUGACGCAUUGCGGCGCAAGUGCAAUGUAGCGGACCGUAUCAUCGAGUCUCUAUCUCGCUGCCUCAAGUGGGACUCGCGUGGUGGAAAGACGAGGUCUGUGUUUCUCAAGACCCUGGAUGAUCGUCUGGUCAUGAAGUCACUGUCGCCAAUCGAGACGCAAGCCUUUCUCAAAUUUGCUCCUUCAUAUUUCAACAUUAUGGCCGAGGCACUCUUCCAUGACCUGCCAUCGGUGAUUGCCAAGAUGUUGGGUUUCUUUCAGAUCAUCAUAAAGAAUCCCAUGACCAAUACUGAAAUCAAGUUGGAUCUCUUGGUCAUGGAAAAUCUCUUCUACGACCGGUCGCCCGAUCGAAUUUUUGAUCUCAAGGGAUCGAUGCGCAACCGGAAAAUACAAUCGACGGGCGAGCAGAACGAGGUGCUGCUUGACGAAAAUAUGGUUGAAUACAUUUAUGAAUCGCCCCUCUUUGCAAGGGAGCACUCCAAGAAGAUCCUGAGUGCGUCUGUCUGGAACGACACGCUUUUCCUGGCGCGGCAAAACGUGAUGGACUACUCCCUCAUGGUUGCAGUGGACGAGGCACGGAAAGAACUGGUGGUGGGCAUCAUCGACUGCAUACGAACUUAUACCUGGGACAAGAAACUCGAAUCAUGGAUCAAGGACCGCGGGUUCGCAGGUGGCGGGCGCAACAGACCGACGGUGACGAGUCCCAAGGAGUAUAAGUCGAGGUUCCGAGAGGCCAUGGCGCGGUAUAUCCUGCAGGCGCCCAACUGCUGGCACCAAUUUGGGAAUAGUGUCAUGAUGUCAGGUCACGGGCAUGGAAGAACGACGAGGUUUGAGGAUGUUGCGGACUAGGAGCCCAUGACUGAGCCAACCACAGCCACUAAGGAGUGCGAGGUUAUCUGUUCCGGAGAGGGUGAUGGGCAACUACAGUGAUAGAGAGAGAGAGAGAGAGAGAGAG
Molecule: messenger RNA, 7657 nt
Organism: Pyricularia grisea
Lineage: Eukaryota; Fungi; Ascomycota; Sordariomycetes; Magnaporthales; Pyriculariaceae
Exons: 2
Coding region: 1-7551 (2516 amino acids)
Biological process (GO): phosphatidylinositol phosphate biosynthetic process
Cellular component (GO): fungal-type vacuole membrane; endosome membrane
Molecular function (GO): ATP binding; 1-phosphatidylinositol-3-phosphate 5-kinase activity; metal ion binding
Source: RefSeq, a predicted model, not a curated record